Molecule: messenger RNA, 834 nt
Organism: Onychomys torridus (southern grasshopper mouse)
Lineage: Eukaryota; Metazoa; Chordata; Mammalia; Rodentia; Cricetidae
Product: histone H4
Exons: 1
Coding region: 8-319 (103 amino acids)
Biological process (GO): nucleosome assembly
Cellular component (GO): nucleosome
Molecular function (GO): protein heterodimerization activity; structural constituent of chromatin; DNA binding
Source: RefSeq, a predicted model, not a curated record
CUUAGUCAUGUCUGGUCGCGGCAAAGGCGGGAAGGGCCUGGGCAAGGGCGGCGCCAAGCGCCACCGCAAAGUCCUGCGCGACAACAUCCAGGGCAUCACCAAGCCCGCCAUCCGCCGCCUGGCUCGGCGCGGCGGCGUCAAGCGCAUCUCCGGCCUCAUCUACGAGGAGACCCGCGGGGUGCUGAAGGUCUUCCUGGAGAACGUGAUCCGCGACGCCGUCACCUACACGGAGCACGCCAAGCGCAAGACCGUCACCGCCAUGGACGUGGUCUACGCGCUCAAGCGCCAGGGACGCACGCUCUACGGCUUCGGCGGCUGAGCUGCACUUAAAACGUUUAACUUCUCAAAACCAAAGGCCCUUUUCAGGGCCGCCCACUUUCUCAGUAAAAGGGCGGACAUUUUAUGCGUUUCCUCGUGUUAAGCAGUUUCACUAGUGCUAAAAUUAGGCAGUGCUUAUAAUAUGAUGAUCUAGUGUUUAGUUUAGGUUUGCUGUGAUUCAGAAAUAUUGCAUACAUCCUGCAAAAACGAUAUAUUGUUACUUGGUGUGUUCCCUACAUUUAGAUGGCGCGAGGUGCACGGACAUGGCGAACCGGGGGACAAAGGCGCAGGGCGGUGGCUGAGCGCACAGCCUGGACUGUGGUUGAUCGGUUCUUUGAGCUUCUGUGCUGAGUGCUGAAACCAGGCUUGAAGCCUGCCUUGAGUGUGCUGGAGACCCCCACGACGUUCGGCGUCUUUUCUUCUGGCACACUUAUGGUGGAUGACGUGUUCGCUUAAGGGAAGGAUUUUCAAAACUGGUCGUCAGAUACAAUAUGAAGCCAUGGGUAGUUUUACUGU